This is a messenger RNA of Blepharisma stoltei, 862 nucleotides long. Lineage: Eukaryota; Ciliophora; Heterotrichea; Heterotrichida; Blepharismidae. The record is from the annotation of a GenBank genome assembly.
AUGGAGCCUAAUAGAGAAACUCAAAUGAUGGGAGUUUAUAUGCUGCCUCCUGAUUUAGGUGACCACUUAGACAACACCAUAAGCAGGGACCAAACUGCAAGCUUGGACAAGCUUUUACACAUCCAAAAGGUCGAAAUCGAGCACAUGGAUAGCCAAGAUUUCAAAGUCCAUCAGUUUUCGCUAUAUAUUAAAAUGGGUUGAAGCAACAGCCAACACUUUAAAGCCAAGGCAAACUUGAGCGGAAUUCGAGCAGAGAAUCGAGUGCAGAUUCUGUAGAGUUGUAUUCAGUAAGUUUUGGCUGCUUUCAGAUCUUGGAUAUUACCCUAACGACAAGCCGAGGCUUUAUGUCCGAGCCGUUGGGAAUCUAUCCUAUGCAGCUAAAAAUGAAGGCUUUUGACACCUGACAGACGCCCAGGAUCUAUCAUUUGAACCAAUCUACUAGAAUUAUUGUUUGCAGAGCUGCAGAAGCCUAUUAAUCACCCGCACAAGACUAAAUUCUCAAGGCAAGGAGGAGAUGGACUAUGCUGGUUAUAGCGGGGUUCUUCGUCUCAAAGAGGAUGAGCCUCCUGUAAAGGAUGUCCAUAGUGACUACGUUACCUGCCGUUUAAUAACCGAACUUAACCAUCAGCUUCCGCUCGCAAGAGUCAAAAAGAUCAUGAAAUCAGACGAAGACGUCAGGAUGAUCAGCGCUGAAUCCCCUGCUGUGUUUGCAAAGGCGUGCGAGUUUUUUAUCAUAGAACUUACUCAUCGAUCUUGGGCAUAUACAGAAGAAGCGAAGCGAAGGACUUUACAAAGGAACGACAUCGAAGCUUGCAUAAAUAAAACAGACAUUUUUGAUUUCCUUCAAGAUCUGUCUGGAUAA